ACUGACAUGCCCACCCCGCAGCUGUCCCCUCCCGCUCACCGCACAUCAGCCAAUCGCAUCUCACAGCUUUUUUCCCGGCUCCUCCCACUCACUCUCACUAUGGCUACAGCUACCGCCCCAUCCCUUUUAGUGCUGUGACUGACGCACCGAGAAGCCAAUCAGGCGGCUGAUAAUACUCCGGACGUCUUGUAGAUAGUGGCAGCUGCAUCACAAAGGUCAUCACUAGAGUAAUCAACUGUAGCUACUAUCAGUGUCCUCAUAUGUGCUGCGGCCAUUUUCCUGUAGUCUCUUAUACGUGAUAGGUUGUCAGAGCCUCAAGGAGUGACGUAGAAGAGGGGGCGGAGUUAGGGAGUCCUCAACCGCCAUUUUGGAGAUCUUCAUUAAAACAGAUAAUUACGUGGUGCGGAUCCAGAGACUUUGAGGAUGGACAUGGACCGGAGUCACACAAAUGAGAGGAUAUUACAUCUCACCCUGGAGAUCGUCCACCUGCUGACUGGGGAGGGUUACACAGUAGUGAAGAAGACAUUCCUUGACCAUCUGACAACCAUUAGCUGUGCCUCCAUCACGGUGCCUCCACCUCAGUCACAGAUACAUGAGAGGGACGAUGACCAGAAGAUCCUGGAACUCACCAACAAGAUCAUUCAGCAGCCAUCUGGAGAGGAGGGGGAGUAUAUAGAGGAACACAGGGGUCUGUACAAGGACGUGAUGAUGGAGAAUCACCGGCCCCUCACAUCACUGGAUGGACCCAGUAACAGAGAUACCCCAGAGAGAUGUCCCCGUCCUCUGUAUUCCCAGGAUUGUACAGAGGAGAAUCACAGGAUCCCACAGAAGGAUCAGAUAGGAUGAAUUUCUGACUGAUAAUAAUGCAGAAUAUAUAGUGGGAGAAGAAGAGACGUAUUUUACUGAUAAUAUGGCAAAACAUACAGAAGAAGAAGAAGAAGAGUCGUAUGUGACUGAUAUGAAAGAAGAAUUUAUAGAGGGAGAAGAAAAGACGUAUUUUACUGAUAACAUGGCAAAACAUACAGAAGAAGAAGGAGAAGAAGAAGAGACGUAUGUGAGGGGGGAUCAGCAGUGUAAGGAGGAGCAAAUACCUACAGCCAUCAGCACAGCAGAUGGACAGAGGGGCAGGAAUACCUCGGAGGGACAUCUAACUUUGUUUCCAGAUUUUAAAUUAGAAGAGAAGAACAUCACACGAGAUUCUGCAGGAGAAAACCUUAUUACCCCAAUUAUACAUCCAGUGCCUCAUAGCGCAGAUAUAUCAUCUGAUCCCUCUAACCAUGAGGAGGGUAACAUUAAUUCAGAUGUUUCUACACAUAGUGCAGCUCCUACAGAUGCUACAGUCAUUCCCUCUUCUGAAUUUGUUAAAUCCUGUAAUAAUCAGUCAGUUUUUGUUAGACAGAAGAAUCACACAAGUAAGAAACAAUUUUCAUGCUCUGAGUGUGGGAAAUGUUUCAAAUAUAGAGCAAAUUUUGUUGAACAUCAGAGAAGUCACGCAAGUGAGAAGCCAUUUCCAUGCUCAGAAUGUGGGAAAUGUUUUACAAAGAAAUCAUCUCUUAUUAUGCAUCACAGACUUCACACAGGUGAGAAGCCAUUUCCAUGCUCUGAGUGUGGGAAAUAUUUCAAAUAUAGAGCAAAUUUUGUUGAACAUCAGAGAAGUCACACAGGUGAGAAGCCAUUUCCAUGCUCAGAAUGUGGGAAAUGUUUUACAAAGAAAUCAUCUCUUAUUAUGCAUCACAGACUUCACACAGGUGAGAAGCCAUUUCUAUGCUCUGAGUGUGGGAAAUGUUUCACACAGAAAUCUGCCCUUGUUGUACAUCAGAAAAGUCACACAGGUGAGAAGCUGUUUCCAUGUUCUGAGUGUGGGAAAUGUCUUGCACAUAAAUCCACUCUUCUUGCACAUCUGAGAAUUCAUACAGGUGAGAAGCCAUUUUCAUGCCCUACAUGCGGGAAAUGUUUUACAAAGAAAUGCAAAAUUGUUGAGCAUCAGAAAUGUCACACAGGUGAGAAGCCAAUUUAAUGCUCUGAGUGUGGGAAAUGUUAUAUGCGAAAAUCCGCUCUUGAUGUACAUCAGAAAAGUCACAGAUGAGAAGCCAUUUUCAUGUUCCAAGUGUGGGAAAUGUUUUACACGUAAGUCAAGUCUUGUUACACAUCUGAAAAAUCACACAGAUAAGAAACCAUUUCCAUGCUCUGAGUGUGGGAAAUGUUAUAUGCGAAAAUCAGCUCUUGUUGUACAUCAGAAAAGUCACACAAGAUGAAAACCAUAUCGGUGAUCUGACUGACAUGAAAGAGUUUUGCAACAUCUACCUAUUGUAAAAGUCAUUGAUAGUAAUAUGUACAGUUCCGUUAAAGAGUGAAUUCUCAAAUGUAUAUUAACAUUACAUAACAGUUUUGGAGGGCAAUUCAAAACUUGAGUCUUUGCCAUCCACAAAGUGGAAUGGUCGUCAUCGACAUAAGACUGGAACACAUCGCACAUGUAUGGAUCUUAUUGCAGUCUCUUAGAUGUUGGUGUCUGCUAUAUAUUUUCACCACAUUUUGGCCAAAGCCAAGGAAUUGAUUUGUGUUAACUGUGAUAUUAUUUCCAUCCAAAAGUUGCGACAGGUAUACAGCCAGCUCCAAUUGAGGAGCCUGUCGUUUUCUCCGGCUGAAUGAUGUGAUAACAAACUCUUUCAUCCCUGUGGGAGGCUGGACACAAUAGGUAUUGUGCGUGGUGUUAGGAGCCUGGACAUUUUAAAACUGAAGCCAACUCAAGCUCCUCCUCAUACACACAACGUUUCCUACCAACAUCAGUUUUUCUUAGUGCUGGUGUUCCAGGAUGCGCUCCAUCUAGUUUUGAGUUUGGCAGAUUUUAUGUUUUUUUGUUUUCUCUUUGGCUGAUAGAGAGGUAGGUGGGGGAGUUCUUUCUCCUUCUCUACUACCUCCAGGGGCAGGGGGCCUUUAUCUUGUCUCAAACAUACCUUUCAUGCCCAGAAAAUAGGAAGAGAGUGUGUUGGAUCUGAUACAACACCACCCCCGUCCAGUGUGCCGUAGUUGAGGCAUGCCAGAUUGGUCGGACAGCCAACCAGGCCCGGAUCAACACACAGACAUUAGGCAUACUGAGAAGAAGGACCAUCAGGAAAAGCCCUUGGUGGAAGCUCAUAGGUUAUGCUUCAGGGUUAAAUGGUUAGAUUUAACUUCAGAUGCUUGGGUAAAAGACCUAUGCAUGGGUUUCUUUUUUUAAAUCUUAUUCUAGAUCUACCAGUGUUUGGCUUUACAAGAGGUUAUACAAAAGUCCCGAUACCUGCCGGCAGAGAGGUGGGAGGUUUUUUUGUCAAACCUUUUCCUCGUGCAGUAGCCAGACGAGUAAUUUUGGUAACUGCACUCGAGAGUCUUUACUAAGGUUUGAGAACAGUAGUUUCUCCAGAGAUUCUGUUAGAUCAUGUCAUAGUAACAGAACAAGAAUUCAUUUCCCAUGGUUGGGUAAUAUAUUGUUUAUAAUCAAAUAUAGUUUUAGCUCAAAAUAAGCUUUUCCUGGGCAGUGUGACUGAUACCAGAUUCAGGAGGGGUUUUCUUUCUGGGAAACAAGAUUCCAUUCUUACAAAAAUGGCUCUUGAAAAAGAAGGCAUUAAAGCAUUGUGCGAAAUUGUCUCCAUCUAUGAGGCAAAUCCGUUCACCCAAUUUCACUCUUAGAAGUUCCAGAUAAAGAUUUUAUGGAAAUGCUACAGAUCCCUAUCCUCAUCUGUAAUCUCAUCUCACCAUUGAGUUCACUGUUGUAGACAGGUUAUUCUUUUAUGAUGUCAGAACAAUAGACCUUAAUCUAUGAAGUUGAGGGACAGCACAGGUUUCAGGGCAAGUGGACGCUGGAGGAGCCUUCAUUCCACAUCAGUGUUCUGAAACUUUGAGCUGCCUUCAGUGCCCAAAGAUCUCUUUACAUAGACCUUUUCUUAGCUGAAGUCUACAUAAAGGGUCAGGUAGUCUAAGUCAAUUUAGACCAAGGGUGGCCAACCAGUUAGAGCCAAAGAGACAAAAAAUCCAGUUAGGUACAUCAAAGAGCCGUCAUCAAGCCAAAGGUACACGUGCAAAAAAGGGGUGUGGCCUUGUGCCUGCUAGACCAUGCCCCGGUAUAAAAUACAUUGAAAAGGCCACUUCCACAUAAAAUUAUUGAAAAAGCCAGAUUCACAUAAUAUAUUUCAGCUCCCCUAUGUGUCACUCCAGCCAGCACCCUGCUGCAUCACUCCAGCAAGCUCCCGCAUAUGUCACUCCUGCCAGUUCCCCGUGAGUCACUCCUGCCAUCACCCUGCUGCAUCACUCCAGCCAUCCCUCCCAUGUGUCACUCCUCGUACCACCCUUCUGUGUUACUCCAGCCAGCUCUCCCAUGUGUCACUACUUCCAGCACCCUACUGUGUCACUCCAGCCAGUUACUACGUGUGUCACUCUUGCCACCACUCUUUUAUGUCACCCCUGCCAGCUCCCUCGUGUAACUCCAGCCAGCUCCCCCUUGUAUCACACCAGCCCCUACAACUCGUGACAUUGAAGCAGCCUCUUAUGUGUCCUCAGUUUGCCUAUAUUAUCCGGCUCCCUCAAUUCUCAGUGACCGUAGUGCUGCUGUGUGUCUGGCUGGAGUGCAGCAGUUUCCAGAUAUAUUGUGGUCAUGUGAUUUUGAGUGUUGGGGAGCCACAUUUGAAUAAAGAAAGCCUCAUGGGGCUCAAGAGCCACUGGUUGGCCACCACUGAUUUAGACCGUGCUAUUGCAGUAGCAUUUUUGAACCAUCAGAGGGGAUACCAAGAUUACCCAGACCAUGGAGACAUAAAGGACCUUCCUUUGGGUGGAGAAGAAUGUGUCGACUCUCACAGCUUUGCAUUUUCCCAGUGUGAGCACUGGGAUGCUGACGAUUUCUGCAGACAACCUAAAAAUUUGGGGGAAUGGUCACUUCAUCCAGAUGUUUUCCAACAGAUAGUGGACAAAUAAGUUCAAACAGAUAUUGAUAUGAUAGUCCAGAAUGAACUUCAAAGAAAUACAUUACUGUGCCAAGACGAGAUCUGGAGUCAAAGUUUGUUGACAUACUGAUGGUCUUUUGGAUUUAUCCCCUCAUUUAUCAUGCUCCAGAAGGUCCUGGAAAAGGUAAAGAGCAUGGCAUACUUGUUGCUCUAGAAUAGAUUUACCAAUUGGUUACUGAAAUACAAAAUCAUUUUAGAUAAUGUGAAAAAGACCACAAUGAAUGCUAGGUGUCCUGCAUCACCCAAAUGUACUGUAAGUUCCCAUUUUAACCUUUAAGUUAGCACAACUUACAGGAGGUUCUUGUUACAGGGUAAAAGUGGGGGUCUGAAAGUUCAGAUUUUAGCCAUGUCAGUGUUUUUUUUUUGUUUGUUUGUUUUUUUGCAGAAAAAGUCUUUCCCCCUUUUCAAGGCCAGUUCUGAACCUCUGUUUAAAGCCAUUUUUUAAAGAUACCCCACCAAAGAAAAAGUUGGGAUGCCCUUGUUAUAGAUCAUGCUAUUUUUACUGGUGUUCUUGUGUAAUUAAAUUUAAAACAAAAUAAAAUAACGUUAGAGUUUCAGUUGAUAAGAA
This is a messenger RNA of Pseudophryne corroboree (corroboree frog), 5541 nucleotides long. RefSeq names its product gastrula zinc finger protein XlCGF17.1-like. The record is from RefSeq and is a predicted model, not a curated record. NCBI's taxonomy places the organism in Eukaryota, Metazoa, Chordata, Amphibia, Anura, Myobatrachidae. Gene Ontology annotation, biological process: regulation of transcription by RNA polymerase II. Bases 911 to 2017 code for a protein of 368 amino acids. Gene Ontology annotation, molecular function: RNA polymerase II cis-regulatory region sequence-specific DNA binding; DNA-binding transcription factor activity, RNA polymerase II-specific. The transcript is spliced from 7 exons.